Gekko japonicus is the source of this 2434-nucleotide messenger RNA. RefSeq names its product 2'-5'-oligoadenylate synthase-like protein 2. Gene Ontology annotation, cellular component: nucleoplasm; cytosol; membrane. Gene Ontology annotation, molecular function: protein binding; double-stranded RNA binding; 2'-5'-oligoadenylate synthetase activity. The coding region runs from base 54 to 1325 and encodes 423 amino acids. NCBI's taxonomy places the organism in Eukaryota, Metazoa, Chordata, Lepidosauria, Squamata, Gekkonidae. Gene Ontology annotation, biological process: regulation of ribonuclease activity; defense response to virus; negative regulation of viral genome replication. The record is from RefSeq and is a predicted model, not a curated record. The transcript has 6 exons.
CUGGCCGCGCCUGACACAAGCGGCGUAGGAAUAGAAGGUGCCAGUCGGGAGCCAUGGAACUCUACCGAGUCUCCUCUUGCGAGCUGGAUGGGUGGAUUGCGGCCCAUCUCCAGCCUAGCGAGGAGUUUCUUGAGAACGUCCAAGCUGCUGUGCAACGAAUCUGCAAUUACUUGAAAAAGAAUUUCUCCAUAGAGGCCAGAGUAAUCAAGCUGGUAAAGGGAGGCUCUGCAGGGCAAGGGAAAGUGCUGCAGGACAAUUCAGACGCCGAUCCAAUUCUGUUUCUCCACUGGUUCUCCAGCUAUGACGAUCAGAGGGAGAGGUCUGAAUGUGUGAUUGAUUCCCUGAAGCAAGCUCUGGUCCGGGAUGAACGGACUAUUGCCUACAAGGUUCAUAUCUUACCUCCAGAAGCAAAGGGGAGACCACCACACUCUCUGUCGCUUACUCUCCAAUCAAAAAAUAAGAAGGAGUCUGUGGAGCUGGACAUCCUUCCAGCAUACGAUGUUUUAGAGCAGGUGACUUUGACAUACAAGCCACCCCCCAAGAUCUAUGAGGAUCUGGUCCAGGCCACCAAGGUCCCUGGUGAGUUCUCCACUUCUUUCAUCAAGCUGCAGAGAAACUUUGUGAAGCAGUCUCCAGAAAAACUGAAGGAUUUGCUGCGACUGGUCAAGCACUGGUACAAGGAGAACCUCAAGAAAGUUUACCCAUCAUCAUCCUUGCCCUCCAAGUUCGCCCUGGAGUUGCUGACAAUCUAUGCCUGGGAGGAAGGAACAAAAAAAGCAGAAGAAUUCAACAUGGCAGAAGGGUUUUGCACCGUGAUGAAAUUGCUGGUUCAGUACAAAGACCUCUGCUUCUACUGGACUGAGUACUACAGUCUUGAGGAUCCUACAGUAGGAGCACAUGUGAAAGAAAAGCUGAGGGAGACACGUCCUGUGAUCAUGGAUCCAGCAGAUCCAACAAGAAAUUUAGGCACUGAGAAUGGUUGGGAUCUGUUGGCCAAAGAAGCUUCUGCCUGCCAAAAUGAGUUAUGCUGCAAGAAAGAUGACGUUCCUGUUCAGCCCUGGAUUGUGCAGCCUGCCAGAGCCAUUCAAGUGAGGAUGAAACAACAGAAAGGAGCAAGCCAGGAUAUGUCAUGCAGUCCCUAUGAUACCAUCGGGCAGAUCAAAGAGAAGUUUGGACUAGAAGGGCACGUCUCCAUCUACGAGAAGCGCACAGCCUUGCAGCAGCCUGAUGUAGAGAAUACAGUGCUGCAGAAUGACAAGACAUUAGCAGAUUAUGGGGUGUUCUACAAUACCACCAUCCUGCAACUCCAUACUAAGCAGCAGUAGCUACAAGUUUGCAUAAGAACCUUGAAUAGCAGAACCUCAGUUUACAGAAUCUUGCCCGGUUAGAGUGUUCUGAAACUGACAAACAAAAACUCAAAUUUGCACAGCCAUACUCGUGAACCAACAGUGCCUAACUCCUAAUGACAAGAAGCUAGUUGACAGCAGUACACUUACCUGUUACCAAAUUAGGAGCAAAGAUGCGGUCUUUGGAGGCUUAGGGGUCAAAUUAACAAUGUCCUGGUCUCCAAACACCGAGCUGUCAGUAAUUCCUUUACCUUGAAUAAAAAUCUGAGAUGGAAGUCUCUAGAAUCUCUUAGCUAAAGUAUGAUCAUUCCAGACACUGAUCAAUCAGCAGCACUUUCCCUAGUAACAUAGUGUAUGGUUUAGAACAAUAUUUACUUCUACUCAUACCCACCCCCUAAACUAUCUUGAUAUAAGCUCUGUUCUACCACAUGAGCAUGGAGAAGGAUGUCAAUAAGCAAUGAAAGGAGAGGCCAGGGGCAGGCAUGGACUUGUUCUGAGUCAUAGCCCCAAGUGAUAGUGCUGGCUGCUUUGAAAGGAGAGAAAUGGCCAGAGUUAACAAAAUGCCCUUACCAUUACAUUUCACCUUCGGCCAUCUUGAAUGAGCCUGCUGUACACAAACACUUCAUCUUGUGCUCAAGGGGUUCCUAGACUGUAUCCCUUCACAGUGUAAAGGGGAGGUAUUAUGUGACUAAAUACUCUUGCAUAUUAGGAAGUGCACGUGGGAAACUAGAUAUAAUUCUCAAUUAUAUUGUACUCUUCUACAUGCAAGGUUUUCCCCACCCCUCCAGGGGUGUUCAUUCCUAUAAUUUUGUCACCAGCAUCUUGAAGUGGUACAUUCAAUGAUAUGACUUAACAUAUUUAUAUAAGGCCCAUAUACUUAGUCUCUUCUUGGCUUUUCUGUCACACCAAAGAAAGGAAAUACAAUAUGGAGUGGCUUUGGUGCUGUAUGUAGGGAAGGCCUUUAUCACAUAGUUGAAUACAUGACAUUGUUUUGCCUAUGUUCCCCUUCCUCUCUCUAUGUAGUUUUCUCUCCACAGUAAACACUUCUCUAACAGUGCUGUCCUAUGCAGAGUUAUGCCUUUUGAAGA